Messenger RNA from Paramecium sonneborni, 1632 nucleotides. The record is from the annotation of a GenBank genome assembly. Lineage: Eukaryota; Ciliophora; Oligohymenophorea; Peniculida; Parameciidae.
AUGCUAACCGAAAAAAGCUUAGAUGAUAGCUUAAAUGAUUCAUUACAACCAUCUUAAUUGAAGAAUCUCGAAGAAGAAUUUGAGACAAAUUAAAUGAUGAAUCAAGAAAGCUCUGUUAAAUUGGAAAAUAGUUCAUCAUAUAAUUAUGUAAAACCUUAAUGUUCGUAUCGUUAUACUUAUUCAUCAGAAGAAUAUUCAUCAGAAAAAGAAGUGGAAAGAAAAUCACCUUACCAUUUUUAAAACCCUUAAUUUCUGACUUUUGGGUAAAUGGAUUCAAAUUUAGGAGAAAUUAAAUAGUUGAUUAAAUAACAUAAUUAUUAAUAAGCAUACAAAGAACUAAUAAGAUUUCAAGAAGUAAGAUAGGAUUAAUUAUCAUAAGAAAACCAAUAAUAUUUAUAAUAUCUCUUUACUUAAAUCUACUUUGGAUUAUAAAAAUAUCGUGAAAUGUUUGCAAUGGCUAAUUAAUUAAUUAAUUUUGAUCUUGAUUAUGUUAGUCAUAUAUUAGAUAUGUUAAUAAAUGCAUCUUUAUUGAUAAACAAUUAUGAAUUAGCACUUUAAUAUUAGCUUUAACUAAUAAAUAAGUCAAAAUUUGACUCAAAUGAGCAAUAAAGACUUGGUAAAAUUUAUAUGUUGUUGGGAAAACCAGUAGAAGCUUAUUUUAGUUUUCUAGGAUCAUUUAAGGCUGGAAAUCAAUAAGCAUUAGAAUAAUUAAUUGAUAUUGGAUUUGAUGUAGAUUAAAAGGCAUAUAAAGAUCUUGCUUAUAAGUAUAUCAGCAAUAAAAAUUAAAACAACCAAAAAAUUCUUGCUAAAACCUUUUUUAAUCUAGCAAAGAUUGAAUUCCCAAAUAAAAUUUCUUUAUAACACCAAGAGUCUGGAUAUGAAAUAUUAGUUUAAGUAAAUGGAUUGAAUGAUUAAAAUACAAUUGCAGCCUUAUGUAAUCUAGCAAAUAUGAGAAUCUUAUUUUAAUAAUGGUUAGAAGCUGAAAAAGAUUUUGAAUAAUGUUUAUAAAUAAUUUCAUAAUUAGUAGGUUAAGCAAAUAGUUAAUUUUUAUUCUGUUUGCAAAAAUUAUCUUAAUGUUAAUUUUAAUUAAAAAAAUAUGAAUAAUCUUUACAAAAUUUAGAAAGAUGUAUUAAUUUGUCAUUAUAAUCAACAACUAUUAUUAAUAAAGAAUUUUUAGAUAGAUUAAUUUUUAAUAUGACAUAUAUUAAAAUUAUUACAAAAAAAAAUUGUUCUGAAACCUUAGCUAAAUUAAUAUCUACUCAAAAUUCAAUAUUAUUAAAUGAAAUUGGAAUUAUUUUAUAAAAAUAUGAAUAUAUUGAUGAAGCUAUCUAACUUUAUAGUGAAGCGUUAAAUUGUUGUUCAAAUAAUCAAACUGUGUUGAUUAGUUUUAACUUAGCUGGUUGUUAUGGAUUAAAAAAAGAUUAUUAAAGGAGUGUUGAUCUAUAUAAAACAUGUGCUUUAGAAAUGGAUGAUAAAUUAAAAUGUGAAAUUGAACGAAAAAUUAGCUCAGUUUACUAUUCCUGUUCAAAAUUCAGGGAAUCUUUAUUUCAUCUCAAAAGAGCUUAUCAAUUAGCUAAAGAAUAUAAUUUAGAUUGUGUUUAGGAAAUUAAAGAAGAAUUAAAAAAAUUUUGA